CUAGCCGGUUGAAUAAAAGUCUGUAAUAUAUAUGUACCAAGCAGGCAGCAAUUUAAAGAAUGGAAAAAGUGGGAGAGAAUGUAUCACCAUCGCAACCAUUGUUAAUCGUGCCUGGAUCUUCUGUACAGUAUCCCCUAAUUUGGGGGGAAUCUGCGGCCGACUACACUUGCAAGCUGUGCAUGAAAACUUUUUACAAUAGGAGGGCUUUGCAAAAUCAUAAAAAGACACAACAUGAUGAAGAAGGGUCCGGUAGUGAUGGGGAAUUCCAGCAGAAACCAACCCCUUUUAGUGAUCAAGAUAUAAACGGCCUCUGCGGUUUCAAGUUCAUUCCUCUAGAUAAAAACAUGGAUGGCGUGACCACUGAUAGUGACGGGUUCAUGACUCGAUGUUUCACCGAAGAUACCUCAUACUUGAUCAUCAAGAUUGAGAGGAACGAAUUGGAUGCUGAGACGAUAAAGCGGUCCAGGCUAGAUGGUGUCGUCAAAAGGACACAGAUGAAACCAAAACUGCCGAUUGAUUUGAGGGGGCCCUUUACUUGCACUUUCCCUUCGACCCUGCGGCCGGACCUGCAGUGCCGUCAGAUAUUCUUCAAUUGCUGUGAUUACUCAGUGCACUAUCGAGAAGAGCAUACGAAAAGACGCAAGGCCGCGCUGCGCUGUCAAGUGUGCGAGAAACGGCUAGACCGGGACUUCUACCCCACCGACACUAUCGCCCCACAAUACCAGCCUCCCAAUAGGUUCACCUUCUCUUGUCGCAUUUGUAACCAAAUAUUUCUGAAUAGCAAUGAAUACGAUGAGCACAACCGUAUCGUGCACGCGAAGAUGAAGCCGCACCAGUGCUCCAUCUGUGCCAAGCGGUUCACUCAGCAGGGCGGGCUGCAGCAACACAUGAGGAUGCACACCGGGGUCCGUCCGUUCGUGUGCACCUACUGCCCCAAGGCGUUCACUCAGAAGGCAGGGCUGGACCAGCACCUGCGCACACACACUAAAGUGAAACCGUUCAAAUGCGUCAUUUGCAGCAAGUGCUUCUCCCAGUCGGUGCACCUUCGUCAGCAUAUGCGCACACACACAAACAUACAACCUUUCGAGUGUACCGUGUGUGGUCGGAGGUUCAAACAAAGCAGUCACUUGAAUUUCCAUAUGCGGUCGCAUGUUGCCGAGAAUUCUCUCGUUAUGGCGAACUUUGUGCAAGGCGAGGGCCAAGAUGCCCAGAUGGACUUCCUGGACUUGGCUAACUUGCAGCGAGUGCAAGAUGGCGACACUUUGUAUUAUGCUACUGAGCUAGCGGUGGGCUCGGCGUCCAGUCAAAAUCCUUUCUCUUACCAAGCUCAAGUUGUUCCUGAAAAUGUACUUUCGAUGUGACUUUGAUUCAGAUUUUUUACUUACCUGUGUGAUGAAUAUGUGUAUGAAAUAGGCACCAAGCAUCGUAUCAUAUUAUUAUUUAGCUUGUUAACUUUUAAUUUGAUUCAGUUACUUAAUUACGGUUUAAGA
Molecule: messenger RNA, 1490 nt
Organism: Helicoverpa zea (corn earworm)
Lineage: Eukaryota; Metazoa; Arthropoda; Insecta; Lepidoptera; Noctuidae
Product: zinc finger protein 26-like
Exons: 4
Coding region: 60-1361 (433 amino acids)
Biological process (GO): regulation of transcription by RNA polymerase II
Molecular function (GO): DNA-binding transcription factor activity; RNA polymerase II cis-regulatory region sequence-specific DNA binding
Source: RefSeq, a predicted model, not a curated record